Messenger RNA from Echinops telfairi (small Madagascar hedgehog), 909 nucleotides. RefSeq names its product putative vomeronasal receptor-like protein 4. Gene Ontology annotation, cellular component: membrane. The transcript has a single exon. The coding region runs from base 1 to 909 and encodes 302 amino acids. Lineage: Eukaryota; Metazoa; Chordata; Mammalia; Afrosoricida; Tenrecidae. Gene Ontology annotation, biological process: G protein-coupled receptor signaling pathway. The record is from RefSeq and is a predicted model, not a curated record. Gene Ontology annotation, molecular function: pheromone receptor activity.
AUGAAUCGGAGUAACUUCAUCAACGCAAUAAUUGCUCUUUCUCUUAUUGGACCUGGACUUGGAGGGAACUUCUUUAUGUUUGUAGAGCAUGUGUGCGCGUUUAUUAGAGGUCCUGAGAAGAAAAACAUAAACCUUAUUAUGAUGCACUUGGCUUUCACAAAUGCAAUGAGCCUUUGUGUCAAAGGAAUCUCAGAUGUAAUACCAGUUUUUCAUCUAAGUAACUUCCUAGAUAGUGUUGGUUGUAAAACUGUGAUUUACCUGGGGAGGGUGGCACGGGGCCUUUCAAUCUGUACCACCUGUCUCCUCAGUGUGGUCCAGGCCAUCACCAUUAGUCCUAGGACCACCCCGUGGACAAAACUCAAACUGCGGACUGCAGGACAACUUCUUUUCUGUCUCCUCAUCUUCUGGACCUUUAAUACCCUGACAAGCUGUAACUUGCUCUACUACAUCGCAUCAGUCAAAAACAUGAACAGAUCUGAAGUCAGUCAGCAUAUUGGAUAUUGUUAUCUCCUGCCAUCUACACAAAUUGUUAGGUGGCUUUUCCUUAUUCUGAUGGCUGUUCGAGACAUCGUCUUCCAGAGUCUCAUGGGCUGGAGCAGCGCGUAUAUGGUGGAUUGUCUGUAUACGCAUCAUAAGCGUGUCCUCUACCUUCAAAAUUCCAGGUUGAUUCAGAAAAGCAAAACCAGGCCUGAGAUCAGAGCUACUCAGAGCAUUCUCAUUCUCACGGCCUGUUUCCUUUUCUUUUAUUGGACAGAUUUCAUUUUCUCCUUCUAUUUAGGUUUCUUCUCAACAUUUGAUCCCAUAAUAUUGAAUAUAAAAAUAUUUCUAACACUUGGUUAUGCCAGUCUUAGUCCCUUCGUGUUAAUCAGUAGGAAUUUCCAUGUGGAUAAUUGCUGGCCUGCUCACUGA